AAUAUGAUGUAAGGGACACAGGCUUGUCUUGGAGAGAACGAAAGGAAAAGAGGAAAAGGCCUCGCCACACCAACCUCGCUUUGUACAUAUAGUUCACGGGAAAAGGUAUGAGUCGGAUCUACGAUAAUAAACCGCUGCAAUCUUUGCCAGUACAAAAUCACAAUUUGGGUGGGACUUGGGAACCGAGGCAAUAUCAAGAAGGCCAGGGAAUUCUGUUGGAGGGCACUAUACAAGCCAGGUCAAGGCAUGUCAUAACAGAUGUCAAGUCAGAAAAGACCAGGUAUUUUGUGUUUCACAUCAGUGUGAGUAGAGCCCACAGACGCCAGUUUGACAGGUCAGGAAAGGAAAUUGAACCAAAUUUCAGUGAGACCAAGAAAGUGAAUACUGGAUUUCUGAACUCUUCUUACAAGGUAGAAGCCAAAGGAGACACUGACAGACUUACUAUUGAUGAGGUGGCAAAAAUAGUGUCAAAGCAGGAGUUGGAUGCUUUAGUGACACGUCACAGACCACAGAACUGUCUGUCAUUCUGGGUGACGGAGCAGGCUGUGGAACAUUUGGAGCUGGUGGAGGGGGAUGAUGUACGUGUUAAAACCUCGGGGAAUGGACCUUUUAUUAGCAGUAUAUCCAAGCUAGACACCCUGAAAUCCACGGUGUCCAAUUAUGCAGGAGGGGAGGUGGUGGGUACCUCUUGGACAGACAAGAUAAUGACAGUGAAGAGUCAGCAACAUGAGGAAAUGGAGGACACCCAGGGGGCUGAUGAUGAUGAAUGGGAUGACUAAGGUUGGAACAGGAUUUGAAAUUAAUGCAAUAAAUUGGAAAAAUAUAUCUCAAGAGAAUAACAUAGGGAAGUAUACAUAUAUUAUCAGCAAUGUGCAAAAAUAUUUCUAACACCAAUAUGUCAGGCCAAUGUUUUUGCAGAUGUGUCAAAUGUUAACUUACCUGUUACACACUUACUAAUAAAUAUUUUGUCAAGAACUUCAUUUGAAAACCUAUGGUGAAACAUCACUGAAAGGAACAAUAAUGCUGUAUUUGCAUCUGGACAAGUUUGUCAGAUAUUUUUGUGUUUUGUGGAUGUAUUUUGGUGGAAUAGAUUGAUUCUGAGAUGCAAAUUGAAAUAACUGUUCUUCAAAACAAAGAAAAGUUUGACUUGUUUCAAUAGAUAUUUCAGAAGAAAUAAGGCCAUUGAAAUCAGCCUAGAAACACAAUAGCUGUUAUAAAAUUUGUUUGCUAUGUUCUGUUUUUGAAGCUGUUUUAUAUUCAUUUUUUCAUUCAGAAAAUGACAUUUAGUCCCAGAUAAAUGUUAAUCAGAACAAGGGGUUUACACAAAGCCCUUUGAUCAAAAUAUGCUUAGUAGUCUAUUGUAACAUCAUGUGACAGGGAUAUAUACGAAGUGCUCUUCCUGGAUCCUUGUCUCUAUUGUAUUGCUUCCUAGUGCUUACAAUUAUACAUGCAUAAUGGCCGUAUUUGUAUAAUGUUUACACCUAUAUUUAUAUAUAUGUACAUUUCAGUCAUUAUUUUUAUAAUAAAUUUUGUAAC
Messenger RNA from Lingula anatina, 1536 nucleotides. Its product is annotated as arpin. Lineage: Eukaryota; Metazoa; Brachiopoda; Lingulata; Lingulida; Lingulidae. The record is from RefSeq and is a predicted model, not a curated record. Gene Ontology annotation, biological process: negative regulation of actin nucleation.